AUGAAAGAGCUGUUGGUUCUCGACCCUCCCUCAGGAGAACACAUUACAAACAUACCAUCGAUUGAGCAAAGUACCCGAUUAUGCGCAUACUAUAAUAAUGAUUAUAGCAAUAGUAGAGGAGAAAAGGAUGAUUUAAUAUGGUUUGUAUUGAUUAGUGAUGAAGAUAAUGACAAUGAAGUUACGAUGGCAGAUCUAUUGACAAUGAUUAGUAAUUGCUUCAUGACAGUACUUGGCACCAAAAUAACAGAGUACAAGGAAAACUAUGGUAAACGAAGAUCACUAUCACAUAGUGCGACCAAGGAAAUGCAUUCCAAAAUGAAAACAAUAUCAUCUACUGUAAUGGCACUAUUUGGUGAAUGUCAGCACAUCAUAUUUCAAUCAUAUGACAUUCUAUCUCAUCCUUUUCACAAAUAUCUCCCUAAAAAGGUGUAUACCGAUCUUUAUGAAAAGGAAACAGAUGAUAUUGUUUCCUUGAUGUUCACUAGUGGCGAUAGAGUUUACCCUAGUGGUACCACUUAUCCCUCCUCCUCCUCUUCCUCCUUGUCAUCGUCAUUGAUUGAUGAAAUAUACCCAAACCAUGAAAAGAUUGCAAUUAAUCUAAAUUUUAUUAAACAAUCACUUACUGAAUUAUUGGAAGAACAUGAUUUUCAAUCAACUGAAUCACAUAUAUUAAUUUAUAAAGAUCAUAAAUUAUUAUUCUAUCAUAGUAAUAAGCAAGAACCACCAUAUUUGGGUAAUUUUGAUUUCUUACAAUUAUCAAUAUAUUGUUAUAUUCAAUUAAGACCAAGAGAAAAUAUUGGGUUUAGUAAAGAAGAAUAUGAAUUGGAAAUGGAAAAGAAAUCAUUUAAUUAUCCUUUUGAUACAAGGUCACAAUACAUGAUCAACCGUAAAAGUUGUGCAUUUGACACUAUCUAUUUUAAAAAUGCGGAUAAUCAACCUAUCCCCAUUCGUACCUAUUGUUGUGAAUUAUUAAAUGACAAUACCGAUACUUUUUUAUUAAUCCUAAAUAACAAAUUGUUUAAAAAAACCAUUCCAGAGGAAUUAGUUUAUUACAAAGAUAUUAGAAACUAUUGUACAGACUUAUUUGGAAAGGGAUUAAAAGAACUUAUUGAAUGGACAGAGUUACCUUUGGAUAAUCGAUUUAUCAAUCUUGGUCAAUACGUAUUACACUAUAUACUGGUGGAUCGAUCUCGUCAUAUAAUGAGAGCACCUGAAAUUAAAGCCACUCUACACUACACUAAAGAUUGUUUAAAGGACAAGAUAUGGAAAAUGUAUAGUGUGUGCAGUGGACUAUUGUACAAACGCCAAACAAGACAAAUAGUAGUGGACGGUAAUUUUACCUACUCUUAUCGUUUAUGGAGCUCACCACUACUAUUGGAAUCAAGUCUUGUACCUCUUCCAUCAUCAUCCAAUGAUUUCAAAUCUCGAUACAUCUAUUCUAAACUACCCAAUAUAACAGCUCAAACUACAAGUACACCUGCCAAAGACCCACACAGUGGACUCGGAUUCAGUGGCAGUAUACAACAACAACAACAACAACGCGAAUCCCCACCCAUAUAUUAUGAAACAUCGAUCGUUUGGACACGGAGAUUUACAAUGCUUUCAUCAAACCAUAUUCCAAUGAUAUUUUGUAGUCAUACAUAUAAUAUACAUAUGUAUUUGUAA
Molecule: messenger RNA, 1665 nt
Organism: Cavenderia fasciculata
Lineage: Eukaryota; Evosea; Eumycetozoa; Acytosteliales; Cavenderiaceae
Exons: 6
Coding region: 1-1665 (554 amino acids)
Cellular component (GO): BLOC-3 complex
Molecular function (GO): guanyl-nucleotide exchange factor activity
Source: RefSeq, a predicted model, not a curated record